Messenger RNA from Cooperia oncophora, 294 nucleotides. NCBI's taxonomy places the organism in Eukaryota, Metazoa, Nematoda, Chromadorea, Rhabditida, Trichostrongylidae. The record is from the annotation of a GenBank genome assembly.
AUGGGGAGACGAGGAUUCUUCGGAGGGAGAAGAUUCGGUGGUGGUUUCGGUCCUAUGGGUCCAAUGGGUCCGGGUCCAAUGGGUCCGGGUCCUAUGGGUCCAAUCGGUCCAGCGGGUCCAACGGGCUGUGGAAUGGGUGGAAUGCCUCCUCCUCCGCCUCCUCCAGUUGCAGAAUCGCAGUUCCCGAAAAUGAUAAUAUCACCGUGUGUUUCUCUCCUUCCCUAUGAUCGCCGUCAGGCAACAUUGAUUGAGCUUUUAGAAUUCGGAGAAAUUUUCAUUCUACAGUUCGACUAA